AUAUAUUUUGUGUUCUACGAGAUUUGUAGAAUAGUAUGUUCAGCGUCAUUAGUUUUCGAUUUUACUUAAUCGUUUUUACGAUAUACUAUAUGCACAUUACAGUGGGGAGAACGAUUAGUUUGGUUACUAUCCAAGAAGGCCAAAAUUUUGACACGAUCACCUCUACGAGUCUUAUGCCCGUCACACCACCGUGUUUUGCGUGCACGACGCUAACAGCACAACCACCAAAUGCAAUUUGUUCUGAUAUGGCCGUUACAUUCAAAUACGCAUGUACAGAUGACACGUGCCAUACGACAAACCCGUGUACAACUCCAAAGCCCGACUGCAAGAGAAAUAAGCCUAAAAAACCGUGUUGUAUUAAACAUAUGGAAGAAGAGUACAGAAAACGAAAGCUCAAAACGUCAAAGAAAAACAAGAAAAAUAAAACCAUGAAAAAAUACGGUUUCAUAUUAUAAAUAUCUUUUUUUUAUUUAUAUAGGCACUUUAUAUUUACCUAUAUUCUCUUUAAUUGUAUAUUAAACCUAUUGAUAAUUAAUAAAAUAUUAAAUUUGUUAUGGAC
Aphis gossypii (cotton aphid) is the source of this 559-nucleotide messenger RNA. RefSeq lists its product as uncharacterized. The record is from RefSeq and is a predicted model, not a curated record. The coding region runs from base 36 to 455 and encodes 139 amino acids. Lineage: Eukaryota; Metazoa; Arthropoda; Insecta; Hemiptera; Aphididae. The transcript is spliced from 3 exons.